CAAUAAUGUCUCAACAAAACAUAGGUGGUGCAAGCUCUUCAAACGAUGAAGGAGCAGGUAGCAGUAGGGAACAAGACCGUUUGUUGCCUAUAGCUAACGUUGGUCGCAUAAUGAAAAAUAUUCUUCCACCAAAUGCAAAAAUAUCAAAAGAAGCAAAAGAAACAAUGCAAGAAUGUGUGUCUGAGUUUAUUGGAUUUGUGACUAGUGAAGCAUCGGAUAAGUGUCGGAAAGAGCGUCGGAAGACGGUGAACGGCGACGACGUUUGUUGGGCAUUAGGAACAUUAGGGUUUGAUGAUUAUGGUGGAGCAUUGAAGAGAUAUUUACAUAGAUAUAGAGAGAGUGAAGGUGAAAAAGUUAAUCAAGAACAAGCAGGAGGAGGAUCAGGAUCUCAUCAACCAAGAAAUUAUCUCGAUUAAUUAGGGUUUUAAUUUCUUCUUGAUUUUUACUAAUCUUUGUUAAUUAAUUACAAAGAUUUGAAUUUGUUUAAAUGGAAUCAUAUACAAUAAACACAUCCUUGAUUUUCAAA
Solanum stenotomum is the source of this 526-nucleotide messenger RNA. Its product is annotated as nuclear transcription factor Y subunit B-5-like. Bases 6 to 416 code for a protein of 136 amino acids. The record is from RefSeq and is a predicted model, not a curated record. Gene Ontology annotation, cellular component: CCAAT-binding factor complex. Gene Ontology annotation, molecular function: DNA-binding transcription activator activity, RNA polymerase II-specific; RNA polymerase II cis-regulatory region sequence-specific DNA binding; protein heterodimerization activity. The transcript has a single exon. Lineage: Eukaryota; Viridiplantae; Streptophyta; Magnoliopsida; Solanales; Solanaceae. Gene Ontology annotation, biological process: regulation of transcription by RNA polymerase II.